Molecule: messenger RNA, 295 nt
Organism: Staurois parvus
Lineage: Eukaryota; Metazoa; Chordata; Amphibia; Anura; Ranidae
Source: the annotation of a GenBank genome assembly
UGUAUUCUCCUACAUGCCUUUGCUAAAAAAAAAUCCCAAUACGUGUAAAUUAAUUGGUGUACAUGAAAGUUAUAGCGUCUACAAAUGGCGGUAUAUAUACUGGAUUUUUUUUUUCAUACUAGUAAUGGUGGGCAUUCUGACAUGGGGGGGGAAACUGACCGUCACUGACAUCACCAAUACAGUGAUCAGUGCUAAUGAGUCCUCCAGUGUUAUCAAAACGCCCAGUGUGCAUGGAGCCUCAGAAGCACUGACAGGUUACCAAUGACACUGGGCAGGAAGUGGUUAACAUCUGGGG